AUGGUGCUUCGAUUCAGCACUCAGUUCACGCGCCCGAUCUCUUUCAAACUCCCUAAGAUCCCGCGGCUCAGCGUCCAGGAUUUCAAGCUCAAAGAACAGCCACCAGGAUACAUUGUGGGAACCGUGAACGACGCCUAUGUUCCGCCUGCCCCCAACGAAUACCAUGGCUCUUACCAUUGGACAUACGAAAAAAUAGUCACUUUGGGGAUGGCUCCAUUGGUGAUGGCUCCAUUUGUUGCUGGUGUUCAGCACCCGCUUGCUGAUGCCGUGAUGGGCACUUUAAUGCUUUGGCACUGCAAAGCAGGCUUCGAAAGCUGUAUCAUCGAUUACAUUCCUUUGAGAGUGUACGGUAUCUGGCACAAGACCGCGAUGGCUCUGCUUGGAGCAGGAACGUGGCUCUCACUCUACGGACUCUAUGUCAUCGAAACAGAACAAAACGGCCUGUGUAAUAUUAUUCAGAGUUUAUGGCUAGCUUAG
Molecule: messenger RNA, 477 nt
Organism: Ogataea philodendri
Lineage: Eukaryota; Fungi; Ascomycota; Pichiomycetes; Pichiales; Pichiaceae
Exons: 1
Coding region: 1-477 (158 amino acids)
Biological process (GO): mitochondrial electron transport, succinate to ubiquinone; tricarboxylic acid cycle
Cellular component (GO): mitochondrial envelope; membrane
Molecular function (GO): ubiquinone binding; heme binding
Source: RefSeq, a predicted model, not a curated record